UAGCAUGUUGUUAUCACUACAGUAUUUUCAUAUAUCGGUACGCGUGCGCGUCCCGUUUCGUUGUAGGACCAGUCAGCCUUACUUUUACAGUGUUAACGCAGGAAGUAAUAGCACACACACGGGUGUCCAUUAUCAAGUUAAAAAGAUCGUUCGACAUCCCAACAACAAUUAUCUGACGAAUGAUUACGAUAUUGCUCUUCUCGAGGUCGACGAAAUCAGAUUUAACGAUAGGGUGCAACCAGUGAAGCUGGCGGAAAAGGAGCUCGCGGAUGGCGUUAUGGUGAACGUUACCGGAUGGGGCGCGUUGAAGCAAGGGGGAGACAUAUCACCCGUGUUAAUGGGAGUGUCGCUUCCAAUUGUGGACAGAGCAACGUGUCAAAAAAGAUACCACAAAAGUCGCAGAAUCAUCACCGACAGGAUGAUUUGCGCUGGCUAUACACAAGGCGAAAAGGAUUCGUGCCAAGGUGAUUCGGGCGGGCCACUCGUCGCCAAUGGCACCCUUUACGGAAUUGUGAGCUGGGGAUACGGGUGUGCUAAACCGACUUAUCCUGGUGUUUACACCAACGUCGCAAACCUUCGCUCGUGGAUAAAAGGGAUCAGCGGUGUUUCAUCAGUUGUUGUCCAUCGAUGUGAAAAAAUGUCGAAAAAAUUUAUUCUAUUCUUCUGCGUCCUCCUGGCAUACACCGUUAAUACUGAAAGGCACCAAUAUGUGGACAUCGAGGAUUAUCCAUACCACGUAUCGAUCCAGAUUGCCGGUCGACACAUUUGCAGCGGCGCAUUCAUACACGAAUCGUGGAUUAUGACUGCGGCAUCCUGCGUUUUCCAUCUGAAAUUAUCUACGGUGACUGUACGUGUCCGCUCCGCCAAUUUUUCCACUGGUGAUGUGUUAGAAAUAAGUAAUAUCGUGAUGCAUGAAAAUUUCGACAAGUAUGUACAUUUCAACGAUAUAGCGUUGAUAAAGCUAAAGACUCCUGCAGAGUUCGGAGAAAAGUUACUUCCUAUUGGACUUCCAAAGGAAGACGAAGAAAUUCAACCUGAAACGCGCUGUAACGUGACUAGCUGGAAGCAAACUCCGGGGACCGAACCGACCGGGGCUCAGCUCGCGGCGGCCGCUGUGGAGAUCAUAAAUCAACGUACGUGCGAGACGAAGAUGCCGAGUUACAAGCCGCUGUCUAAGGAGAUGCUGUGCGCAGCUAAUGUGACCCACCCGUCGGAAACGUGUCAGAAUGAUCUAGGAGCGCCUCUAGUAUCGGAGCAGACGCUGAUUGGCAUUCUAUCCUACGGAUUAGGAUGCAAAAUCCUGAUAGUUCCGGGAGUUUAUACUCGUAUCAGCAGCUACUUGCAAUGGAUCUUUGUAAACACCGGUAUCCACUACAAAUGA
Molecule: messenger RNA, 1381 nt
Organism: Linepithema humile (Argentine ant)
Lineage: Eukaryota; Metazoa; Arthropoda; Insecta; Hymenoptera; Formicidae
Source: RefSeq, a predicted model, not a curated record